GUGCCCCGCGGCGCGGGCAAUUUAAGACGAUGGCGGCCUGCAGGUCGAGGGCGUGCUCCGGGGGGUGUUUGCCUCCCAGCCGCGGGUGUGACCGCCGGGCCAAGUGGAGCGACUCCUUGCUGUCGGGCAAGGGGCUCUCGGAUGACUCGAGCCACCGCGGGCUGCUGCAAGAGUGGGCGAGCCUGUCGCGCUCCGUGGGCGGGGACGCGACGAUGGCGGGUGCCGAGGGGACGCGGCGGGGGAAGCCGGAGGCCGAGUCCCGGGAGCCGGCGGAGCCGGAGGAGCCGGAGGAGAUGCCGCUGGUGUUUCUGUGCGGCGGCUGCCGGCGGCCGCUGGGAGACUCGCUGAGCUGGGUGGCGAGCCAGGAGGACAGCAACUGCAUCCUGCUGCGCAGUGUCUCCUCCAACGUUUCCGUGGAUAAAGAGCAGGUGCUAUCGAAACGAAAAAAUGAGAAUGGUUGCGUCCUGGAGACUCUGAGCUGUGCUGGCUGUUCCCUCAGGCUGGGCUUCAUAUACAGAUACACACCCAGGAGUCUGGAUUACAAGAGGGACUUGUUUUGCCUCAGUGUGGAAGCCGUUGAGAGUUACACUUUAGGGUCCUCUGAAAAGCAGAUCGUGUCCGACGAUAAAGAACUUUUUACUCUUGAAAGCAGAGUUGAAAUAGAGAAGUCCCUGAAACAGAUGGAAGAUGUUUUGAAAGUGCUAGAGACGAAGCUGUGGGAGGUUGAAUCCAAGCUGGCCUUCGCUGGCCGCAAAGCCUGAACUGUGCUUCCAGACGCCAGCAAGGAAGGCCUGACCUCCUCCAUAUGUAGGGGUCAUUCCCGUGUCGCCUCCCUUGGAGUUAAAGGCACUCUGCGUGGGCCCGGACAUUGUAUUCUCUUACACUGACCCAGCGAGAAGAGCUGUGUCGGGAACAUGAUAUUUAAAGCUAUAUGUGUUGGUAAGAUCAUUCAAACUCCCAGUUUGAAAGUAUUCUGUCAUAUCUGUUGGAUUUGGGAUUUAGGAGGUUUUUGUAUUUUUUUUUUUUUUCUUGAUGAAAGAUGGGAGAUUUUUCGGGACUGUUUUUGCCUUGACAUCAAAGUCACAUCACCUUCAGCCUCACCCUGUUAAACUUUGUUUUACCUUUGAAACUGGCAGUGAUAUUUAAUGUUAAAUGAUAAGAAAAUCUUAGCGGUUUAUGUACCUAUGAUGUGGUUGAAACUUCUCACAAAAUGAAUACAGAAAGCUUUGUUUGGAGAAA
Molecule: messenger RNA, 1239 nt
Organism: Erinaceus europaeus (western European hedgehog)
Lineage: Eukaryota; Metazoa; Chordata; Mammalia; Eulipotyphla; Erinaceidae
Gene: MIS18A
Product: MIS18 kinetochore protein A
Exons: 5
Coding region: 30-761 (243 amino acids)
Biological process (GO): chromosome segregation; CENP-A containing chromatin assembly
Cellular component (GO): chromatin; chromosome, centromeric region; nucleus
Source: RefSeq, a predicted model, not a curated record